This is a messenger RNA of Hipposideros armiger (great roundleaf bat), 1813 nucleotides long. It is a transcript of the gene PBX4, whose product is annotated as PBX homeobox 4. The record is from RefSeq and is a predicted model, not a curated record. The transcript is spliced from 7 exons. NCBI's taxonomy places the organism in Eukaryota, Metazoa, Chordata, Mammalia, Chiroptera, Hipposideridae. The coding region runs from base 21 to 1244 and encodes 407 amino acids. Gene Ontology annotation, biological process: regulation of DNA-templated transcription. Gene Ontology annotation, cellular component: nucleus. Gene Ontology annotation, molecular function: DNA binding; DNA-binding transcription factor activity.
CAGCUGUUAGGGGCGUGUCCAUGGGCGGUGCGCGGCGGCCUAGUAGGCGGCAGAGGCCCGGCCCAGGCGCGCGCAGAGCUCGGGGAGCGGCGACGGCGGUUGGCUACGGCGCGAGCGCGUGCUCCAGGCCCGGCGGCUCCUCCUCAGCGCCCGCCCAGCCCCGCCGCCCAUGGACGACCCGCCGCGUCCCGCGCUGCCACCCCCCGCCCCGCGCCACCCGCCGCCCAGGCCCCCACUGGGCCCUGACACGGGCGACGUCCUGCAGCAGAUCAUGGCCAUCACCGACCAGAGCCUGGAGGAGGCGCAGGCCAGUGUUAAGCAUCCGGAGCAUUCAGGAAGAGGGCCUCCCUGACGCUCAGCUCAUGAGGCUGGAUAACAUGCUGCUGGCCGAGGGCGUGUCCAGGCCGGAGAAGCGAGGAAGAGGAGGACCAGCGGUGGCGGCCGGCACAGCAACACCAGGUGGCUGUCCAAAUGACAAUAGCCUUGAGCACUCUGACUACAGGGCCAAGCUGUCCCAGAUCCGACAGAUUUACCACUCUGAGCUAGAGAAAUAUGAACAGGCCUGCCGUGAAUUUACCACGCACGUCACCAACCUGCUCCGGGAGCAGAGCAGGACGAGGCCCGUCUUGCCCGAGGAAAUGGAGCACAUGGUUGGUGUCAUCCACGGCAAGUUCAACGCCAUCCAGAUGCAGCUGAAGCAGAGCACCUGCGAGGCCGUGAUGACCCUGCGCUCGCGGUUCCUCGAUGCCAGGCGUAAACGGCGGAAUUUCAGCAAGCAUGCCACAGAAGUGCUGAACGAAUACUUCUAUUCCCAUUUGAGCAACCCUUACCCCAGCGAGGAAGCUAAACAAGAGCUGGCCAGGAAGGGCGGCAUCACAGUCUCCCAGGUUUCCAAUUGGUUUGGCAACAAAAGAAUCCGGUAUAAAAAGAACAUGGGGAAGUUUCAAGAAGAGGCAACCAUUUACACGGCUAACACGGUGGUAGACACCACCGAAGCUGGAGGCCCAAGGAGCCAAGCCAGCUGCCCAUCCACACCCAGCUCAGGUUCCUCCGAACACUUCCCACUGGCCAGUGCUGGGGAUGCGCUUAUCACCCUGCAGACACUGGCCUCUCUCCGGCCCAUCCCUGGGAGAGGUGGCUUGUGGUCCCAGGCCCGGGGAAGCUGGCAGAGGACCACCCCCUCCGUGUCGACUGCUUCACCUGCUGGAGAUCCUCGCAGUGUCAGCUCAGAUGCAUCUAAUUAAGUUUGGAGCAUGAGCAGAAAAGAGGACAGCGUGACUUGCCAUGGUUUUGCCGGCAUUGGUGUUUUUACUGCAUGGUGCAGCUGAUUACCUCAGAAACCCAGAACUGACAGCAGACAGCGCUCCCUGAGCCGCUGCCUGGGACACUACUCCUCCUCUUGCUCGUCAGCUGAGAUUUGAAAUGGGCGGGGACACUGUUCAUCUUCCUAACUCCGUUUGGUGGUUGUUGUUUUUAAAUAGUAGUUUUAUGACAAAACUAUGAAUUGUCUCUUCUAGGACUUGUCAGAAACUCUCCCAUUAAAAUUUUUUACUUUAAUUUUGAUAUUGCUCACCACCAGAUUUGUGUCUGGCAGUAGUUGACAGUACCCGUGCAGGGUCCUCGCGGCCCAGUUGAGCAAGUUGUGAUCCCAUCCAUGCAUUUAUCCAUUCGUGUGCCGACUUACCCAGCAAUACCUGCUAUUGUUAUCAUUACAUACGGUUUUGAUUGGUCUGUUGUGGGCUCUGAAUUUUACUGGGGAUUGUUUUGUUUUUUUAAUACAAGUUCUACCAUUUUCACUUAAAAUGUUAUUAAA